AGAUGCAAAUGGCAAGACGGUGCACAAAAAGUGCAUUUCCCAAACAAUUAAAUACAGUGGCGAAUAUGUUAAUAUUGGCUGUGUAAUUUGAGCGGCAGUACAGAGAGCAACACCAGCAUGACAAAGGAGCACUGGAUGCAGGAGCUGCCGCCGGAGCUACGCGCUAUUUCAGUCAUUAAUUUGGCUAUUCCGGGUUCACAUAAUUCGAUGACCUAUGGAAUUAAUAGCAGCUCUGAGCUGGCACCCGAUGCGGAAAGCGCUAUUAAACGAUGGUAUCGCUUUUUUCCCUGCUUUGUGCGACGUUGGAGCAAAAAUCAAUCUUGCACUAUUUUGGAUCAACUGCAAAUGGGCGUGCGCUACUUUGACUUGCGCAUAGCACAAAAAGAUGGCAAAUUCUAUUACUGUCAUGGACUUUUUGCCAUGGAGGUGUUUGAGCCAUUGUUGGAGCUACGUCAAUUUCUUGACACGCAUCCGCAGGAGCUAGUGGUGCUUGACUUGCAGCAUUUCUAUGACAUGAACGUGCCGCAGCAUCAACAGCUGCAUACAGAGCUGUUGCAAUUUUUUGAUCAACGUCUUUAUGCGACAACAGAUGGUUCAUUGCUGGAUUGCUCCUUGGCGCGUUGUGAGCAGCUGCAGCGACAAGUGGUGCUCAUCUACAGACGCUGUCCCAUAGUCCUGCCCGUGCAGUUCUGGCCUAGCUUUGCAUGGCCCACACCAUGGCCCAACAAAGCGAGCAUUAAGAAACUGCAGGCAUUUCUAACAGACUCACUGCUGUCUCGUCAGCCACAGCAGGGUUAUGUCUCUCAAUGUUUAAUAACGCCUACGGGUCGCUAUAUAGCGCUACGUGUGUUCUUUACGCUAAAGGGCACAGCUAAGCGUGUGGAUAAGAAACUAAAGCCUUGGAUUCUAGAGCAGUCCCCUGGACCUUUUUACAGCGGUCAGCCGCCACGCGCAAAUGUCUUUCUUGCUGAUUUUAUACAGCUCAAGGAUGCACAAUUCUGUGAUUGGGUGAUUCAGCUAAACACAAAGCUGGAGCAAGCACAAGAAAAGGAGCAGGAGCUUUGAUGGGUUUCCAUUAUGUAAGUUUUAUACAUUUAUAAGUUAUAUGGUGCAGCUAAGUCUACGUACAAGCUUUAAUUUUAUAAUUGAUAUUAUUAUUUGUUUUUGUUGAACAACUUUACAAUUGUUUACUGUUUUAUAAAAAAUACACGCCUAAUGCAUUUAGAUGUGAGUAGUCGGCAUUUAUUGAAAUAAAUAAUGUGUCAAUGCUGAA
Molecule: messenger RNA, 1273 nt
Organism: Drosophila busckii
Lineage: Eukaryota; Metazoa; Arthropoda; Insecta; Diptera; Drosophilidae
Product: PI-PLC X domain-containing protein 2
Exons: 2
Coding region: 118-1065 (315 amino acids)
Biological process (GO): lipid metabolic process
Molecular function (GO): phosphoric diester hydrolase activity
Source: RefSeq, a predicted model, not a curated record